Acaromyces ingoldii is the source of this 3380-nucleotide messenger RNA. RefSeq lists its product as hypothetical. The record is from RefSeq and is a predicted model, not a curated record. The coding region runs from base 336 to 3170 and encodes 944 amino acids. Lineage: Eukaryota; Fungi; Basidiomycota; Exobasidiomycetes; Exobasidiales; Cryptobasidiaceae. The transcript has 4 exons.
CUUUUAGUUGAAUUAUUUUACAGAUCCUCAGGCAUGGGCUCCGUUCGGCCCAGUGAGAGGAAGGCGACUUCAUCUGUAACACACCAUCAUCGACGUUCCAUUCCGCGCUCCCUCUUCCACACCACCUUGCAUCUCAUCUUCUGAAGAUCGUUGCGGUCUUGUGACAAGAGACUGUUGUAAAGACGAGACCAACAAAGCGGGCCAACGUCCGUCCACCAUUGGCUGGAAUUUGCAGCGGGAAGCGGCAUGCUCUAGGAACGUUCCUCCAGGAAACAAGCGUUCUUGAUUCGCGGAGCAGUUUUUCAAACGGUCUGCCAGAACGCCAAAGAUAGGUGAUGGCCACCCCAGGGCGUCCCGACGGGCCCGGUCGACUUCCCUCGUCGAUCAGGAUCCGGCGUCACAGAGAGCCCAACAGCUUCCAGAACCUGUCCGACGAUGAGGAUGGCGGCAGCGGCAACGGGGAGGUCGAUGCGAUGGACAAUCGGGCCAACAGCCCAGCAGGAGGAACAGCGGGGGAGCAGACGGAGGGCGGAGGUGCAGCGGAGAGGGUGGCUGCGAUGAGUGCCGCAAGGAGGAGAUACAGCAUCAGUGCAGUUGAAGCAUUGGCCUACCGCGAGAGCGCAGCGAAUCGGAGAAGGCCCGGUCAGGGCGACAGGUCACUGCCUGUUCCCCAAUUGCAACUGAACGGAGAUGCUGGUGCCGUCGGAGGAAGAGGAGGGGAGAGCAACUCGGCUUCCAUCCCAGCCAGCGAGAGCUCGCCUGCCCAGCUGGGCUCCUCUACUUCCAACGCGUCCAGGCCUCGCGCCUACUCGAGAGCGACCUUGGGAAUGGAACCCGCUCUAUCAAGGGUGUCGGAGGACCCGGGAAGCCCCACGGCUGCAGAUCACAGCAACCCUGGCUUCGAUCGUCCUUCCACGGCCGCCGCGAUCCCUACCCUUCACGAAGUCCGUUCCGCAGAAGAGGCGGCCGAGCAAGACGCGCAAGCCCCCGGUGUUCCGUCUCAAGAUCAGGGACAGACCAUGACCCAGAAAUUCCUUUCGCCCUUCACAGGUGGCAACAAGCCAGCAGAUGGUGUUGGCGAAGAGGGACAGACAGAAAAGGGCUUUGCCGCUGGUGGCGCUCUGGCCGGACUGGGUGGGCUGCUGGGCAGGAGAAAGAGCAAUGCUGGUACUGCCGGCGAAGGCAGCACCACACGCGCGAGCAACGCAGACAUUGACGAGGACACGCACACUGACGAUGUGGCAGAUUACCUCGACGUCGUGGAUCCUGAGGUGGGCGCGCUGUCCUAUCUGUCCAACAUCCAGAACUCCAUCUUUGUCCCCAACAUUCCCGCGCUGUAUGACCGGAGACCGACCCACAAUCUCCCGCGAGCGGCUCGUCGAAGAGCAUACACGGUCUCGAAUCGAGGCGAACAGAAGCAACGCGAGUCGAUUGCCUCGGCAGAGAGCAGCAGGCGCUCUGACCACAUGGCCAAUGCUAUGGAAGAAGGUCGCCCUACGGACAUCCCUGUUCGUCCUACUUAUACCGACGGGGUCAAGCCUUCGCGUACCCGUUCGGCCCUCUCGCGAAUGUCUUCCGCAGUGGGCUUUGGUCCUCGAAAGGAGGAAGAGGAGGUGGAGGAUACCUACGAUCCCGAACACAUCAAGGAAUGGAGUCAGAUGGACGAAGAGGAGCGCAACGAGCUCGAUGAACACGUCCGUCUACUCUUGACGAAGAAGAGCAAGCUGAAGCGCGGUGCCAGGGGAUUCUGGGCCUUCGUCAAGACUCCCAUGGGUUUCAUCAUGACGCUCUACGGACUCCUCAUCACCUUUUGGGGUUCGGCCAUUGUCAUUUUCAUCUUUGGCUGGAUCAAUGCCGGCCAUCGACAGCGCUAUUGGAUUGAGAUCUGUGACCAGAUUCUGUGCGCGCUCUUUGCUGCCGUUGGUCUUGGCUUUGCUCCUUUCCGAGCCGUCGACACGUAUCGGAUGAUCUACAUCGCCAAAUACCACCACCUCACCUGGGAGCGACGAAGCAAGCUGGGGCUUGGAACCCUCAACGAUCCAAACGACCUUCCACGUCCUAUAGGCGAUAAUCAAGUCCGCGAAGAGGGCGAGCAGCUAGCAAGUGAGGACGCGCAACCAGACUCUUUGAUGGACGAGCACUCGAGCAGACAUUCGAGCAAGCACAAGAGUCACAAGCGGGGACUCUUGAAUCCCAACCGUGUCAAGAUUCCCCUGGUGAUGCCGGCCUCUACCGCCCACGAUCAGACACCUUCCUCGGAGCACGAGCCUGAGACCAGUGUCACACCUGGCAGCGUACAAACUCCUGGAGGCAAUGGCGAUAGCACAAGCAAUCUGAGUGGAUCGAUGCAGGAAGCGCGACGCAAACAACUCAAGCGCAAUGACUCCAUCCAAUCCGAACUUGUCAAAGAUCGUGAGGAUAUCGUUGUUUUGACAAAGGAGGAGCAAGACAUUCUCGAGCAUCACCAACGCAAAUUCCAUGCCUCGCACACCUUCUAUCGAUAUCACGAAACGGCAACGCACCGUGCCUUCCCGCUGGAUCUCAUGAUUGUCAUUGUCUGCCUCCUCGACUGCCACAGCCUGCUGCAAGGCGCCCUGGGAGGGUGCACCUGGGGCAUCAAAUACACGCAUCGACCAACUGCACUGACUGCAACGCUCAUCUCCUGUUCGCUUUCCUGCAACGCUGUUGCGGGCCUGCUCAUCUACAUCGGAGGCCGACGGACAAAGAAGCGCGAAGAGGUCGAGAGGAGGUUGCGGAUCGCAUUGGAGAACGAGGCCAAGAACAAGAUCGAGAGGAAGCGUGCAAGGCUCGCUGCAGCCAAGGAAGCCGCUGAGGCCGAGGGCCUGCCGAUGAAUGGGAGUUUGGCCCCAUCUUCGGACGGCACGGGGAGCGAGCACAAGCGGCAUCACCACCAUAGUCCUUUCGCAGCGAUCAAGGAGGGACUACAUCACCAGAAGGAGAAAGCCCAUGGUAAACUCUCGUCGUCGAAGACUCUCGGAAGCGAAGAGGGCCUAGAGCCUGAGGCUCGGCACAGCCAGACGAGCGCCGAUCGGCUCCUGACAGACCCAGCUGCGAGCGGCAAGACUGACACGUCCAACGGGCAGCUUUCCUCCGAGUCAAACGGCGAGAAGAGCAAAGUGGCUCCCGCUCUCGUGGCUGGUGCUGGCUAGAACUCGCUCAUUAUGCAAGCACCAAGAAUGGAUGAUACUGAAGAGAUAUACCUAACCCGUCAACAUGUUUACCUUUCCAUUUGCGUAUCUUGCUCCCUUCUUUGACUUCGGAUACUGUACAUCUACCUAGCCCCCAUCCCUGAGUACCGCUCUUGCAGUCAAAGCAGUCGUUGCGCAUCAUUAAGUAUGGUAUUUGUGAAAGCGAUGCUG